Messenger RNA from Maniola jurtina (meadow brown), 3101 nucleotides. RefSeq lists its product as uncharacterized. Lineage: Eukaryota; Metazoa; Arthropoda; Insecta; Lepidoptera; Nymphalidae. The record is from RefSeq and is a predicted model, not a curated record. The coding region runs from base 1 to 2976 and encodes 991 amino acids. The transcript is spliced from 3 exons.
AUGUCUAAUGUGAACCCAACUUAUGAAACAUCUUACAAAGUUAAAUCAAAAAUGGCUCCACAGAAAGAAUCUGCAAGUAACAACAGAAUUGAAGAAUCAGAUAUUGGAAGUGAAGAAAUCUUACCACCGAGUACAAGUAGAGGCAAUCUAACAAAUUCUAAUACAUUACAGGAGAAAAGAGCUCUUGAAACAGAGAAUCCUGAAAGUAUCACAAAAAAAUUAACUGCAUCAUCUGUGAAGCAAAAUAAAAGUGCAUCUACAGAAAGAAUGAAACUGAUCACAAUAAAUACUAAAAAAGACUUUAAUUUUAAGAAACGUCUUUUACCUGUACGAAAAGGCACUCUUAUGAGGGACAAUGAACCAGAAAUAUUGAUUGCAAAAUCACCUCAGCCUCUGGUUGGCAAUGUUGAACCAUUGUCUAAUUUAUUGAAAGAAAUUCCUCAAAUAGUUAUUGCAGAAGAUAAAUCAAACACCAAUAAUACAAAACAACCGCCACCAACCAAUGAUAACACUGUGGCUGAUACAAUGUACAACUCUACUAAUGUGUCUAUAAAACCUAGUUUCAGAAAACGAAAACUAUUUACACAAACACUGGACAUAGUUGAAAAUAAUGUUAGUGAUGAUAGCUCAGGUGUAAAUAGUCCCCAAACAAAGACAUUGCGGACGUGCAGAGAGAAAAAUAAAGUCAGAAAGUUUACAUCACAGUCUUGCUUGAGCCGUGAUGUCACUGAAAACAAUUUCAUGGACAUGUUACGUAGAUUCUUGCCCCCUGAUCAGAAGAAAAAUCAAACUCUGAGUAAUACAAAUCAUAGUUUUAUGCCUCAUCAUAAACAGCAAAAUGUUACAUACGACAAUAGAUACCCUGAAGUACCAGAAACAUGCAAAGAUCAAUGCAGUGAAUCGCAAAGUGCAUCAGUUGUGACCCUAAAAGACCGUCUAGCAAAAGAUGCCUCGCUACUUCUACCAAUUCAAAUGUUUAACAUGUCUAAUGUGAAUCCAACUUAUGAAACAUCUUACAAAGUUAAAUCAAAAAUGGCUCCACAGAAAGAAUCUGCAAGUAACAACAGAAUUGAAGAAUCAGAUAUUGGAAGUGAAGAAAUCUUACCACCGAGUACAAGUAGAGGCAAUCUAACAAAUUCUAAUACAUUACAGGAGAAAAGAGCUCUUGAAACAGAGAAUCCUGAAAGUAUCACAAAAAAAUUAACUGCAUCAUCUGUGAAGCAAAAUAAAAGUGCAUCUACAGAAAGAAUGAAACUGAUCACAAUAAAUACUAAAAAAGACUUUAAUUUUAAGAAACGUCUUUUACCUGUACGAAAAGGCACUCUUAUGAGGGACAAUGAACCAGAAAUAUUGAUUGCAAAAUCACCUCAGCCUCUGGUUGGCAAUGCUGAACCAUUGUCUAAUCUAUUGAAAGAAAUUCCUCAAAUAGUUAUUACAGAAGAUAAAUCAGACACCAAUAAUACAAAACAACCACCACCAACUAAUGAUAACACUGUGGCUGAUACAAUGUACAACUCUACUAAUGUGUCUAUAAAACCUAGUUUCAGAAAACGAAAACUAUUUACACAAACACUGGACAUAGUUGAAAAUAAUGUUAGUGAUGAUAGCUCAGGUGUAAAUAGUCCCCAAACAAAGACAUUGCGGACGUGCAGAGAGAAAAAUAAAGUCAGAAAGUUUACAUCACAGUCUUGCUUGAGCCGUGAUGUCACUGAAAACAAUUUCAUGGACAUGUUACGUAGAUUCUUGCCCCCUGAUCAGAAGAAAAAUCAAACUCUGAGUAAUACAAAUGUAACAAAUAAAAAGGAAGCCAGUAAAUGUAGCCAGAUGAAAGACAAAAAGUGUGAUGUCAAUUUAGCUAUAGCUCUGACUGAUAUGCAUGAUGGAAGUGAGACUUUCACUGAUGAGGAAAUAUUUAAUGCCCUAGAAAAAGACAAAACAAAACAACAUAAUAAGGACACUAACAAAGGGCCGGAUCUAGCUGAUGUUCCAAAGCAAAACCAAAAAGCUCCUGCCUCAAUAUGCAAAGCAACAUUACAGAAAACAAAAGAAACACCUAAUGUGAUAGGAGACUACACUGAACUAAAUGAAAAACAAUAUCCAAAGAAGAGAACAGUGAAAAGUUUAGUAAAAUCUUUUUGGGAAUCUGAAUUUGAAAGUGACAAGGAGGACGUAGUAACUCAAACUUCACAAAAUAAAUUGGAGGAAGACCUAAUUCCUAGCGGCUCACAGUUUUUAAUGAAUGGUACAAAUAAAAUUGAUGCUAAAAAGAAACCUACGGACACUACAUUACCUGUUCGAAAUCCGUCCAAGCUAGGAAAAACCCAACGCAUACAAUCUGAUGACACUCAAAAGUUAAAAAGAAAGAUGCUUGAAAAUAAUCAGCACGAAAAUAAAGAGAAUAUUCAUGGAAAUAAGUUGAAUAAAAGGACCUGUUCACCCUCGAAAAGUAACAAAGCAAAUAUUCAAACAGAAAAGACAACAAACAAUAAAAGUGACACUAAUAAAGUGUCAAACAAAGCAAAUAACCAUAAAAAUCAGCAAAAGCCUAAACCAAGAACAGCUUCCAGUAAAAGGAAUAAUACACCAUCCCAGGGACAAGCCAGUUUAAAGAAGUCAUCCUCCACAAAUGACUUCAAAUUACCAGAAGUUGAAUCUCAUUCUCAAUCUAGUCGAGAAUCUCGAGCACGUAUGAGGCGUAAGCAGAAAAGAGAAGCUAGUUUAAGUAACUCCUCUACCGACAACACCACGUCACCAAUAGAUCAAUCUCACAAGAAUAAUACAUCUAGAGCAAGUAAGAGACUUAAGCAGAAAAGAAUAGCUAAAUUAAACAACUCAUUUACGAAUCACAUUAUGUCAUCAGAAAAUGAAUCUGAUAAGUGUACUGUGUCUAAUACAUGUAUAGAAAGUAUGAGGUCUAAGCGGAAAAGAAAAGCUAAGCUAAAUGGUAAUCCAAUGAAGAGUAAAAAAAUAGAUUAAAGUGGGCGUUCAAAUUCAAACUAUUAAUAAACUAGCGACCCGCCCCGGCUUCGCACGGGUGGACAUUUAUUCACUACCACGAAAAAAUCAAAUUGAAUCAUUACUUUAGUUUCAUACAUUUUUAA